UAAGAAAAUGGCAUACAAGCCGGACAUGGGGGAAAUCACCAGUUUCAACAAGGCCAAGCUGAAGAUGACCAAGACACAGGAGAAGAACGCCCUGCUGACCAAAGAGACCUUUGAGCAGGGAAAGUGGAGUGAAAUCUCCAAAGAACAUAGAGGAUUCCUCACCCCUCAUCUCUGA
Messenger RNA from Fukomys damarensis (Damara mole-rat), 175 nucleotides. Its product is annotated as thymosin beta-10-like. Gene Ontology annotation, cellular component: cytoplasm. Lineage: Eukaryota; Metazoa; Chordata; Mammalia; Rodentia; Bathyergidae. The transcript has a single exon. The record is from RefSeq and is a predicted model, not a curated record. Gene Ontology annotation, molecular function: actin monomer binding. Gene Ontology annotation, biological process: actin filament organization; regulation of cell migration. The coding region runs from base 8 to 175 and encodes 55 amino acids.